AUGUCGCAGCCGAGAGGUGGACGCGGCGGUGGGCGUGGCGGAGGCGCUGGCGGCGCUGGUGUUGGCCGGAAAACGCCUUCCUCAUUGACGGGGCCACCCGAUGAUUCGGCCACGGGCAGCGAACGCGCGACGCCCGCGAGUAAAGCCGACUCGGAUCCCAAGGAUGAUAGCUCGAGUAAUGGCGACAAAAAGGAUACCGAUAGCUUUCCGGCCCCGAAGCCACCAAGUGCGGGCGCCUCCAUACGCGAUACAGCCAACAAGGUGCUGGGAUUGGCCAUGAAGAGCGAAUGGACGCCGAUUGAAGCGGAGCUAAAGAAACUCGAGAAAUAUGUGGCGAAUGUUGGCGAGGAUGGCAAUCAUAUACCACUGGCCGGAGUUCAUGAUAUGAACACUGGCAUGACGCCGCUGAUGUAUGCGACGAAGGACAAUAAGACGGCGAUAAUGGAUCGCAUGAUAGAGUUGGGUGCCGAUGUUGGAGCACGAAAUAAUGAUAAUUACAACGUGCUGCAUAUUGCGGCAAUGUAUUCGCGUGAGGAUGUCGUCAAAUUGUUGCUAACAAAACGCGGCGUUGAUCCCUUCUCCACCGGCGGCUCGCGUUCACAAACUGCGGUUCAUUUGGUGUCCAGUCGUCAAACGGGCACUGCAACAAAUAUCCUGCGAGCUCUCCUAGCGGCUGCUGGCAAGGAUAUACGCUUAAAGGCAGACGGCCGUGGCAAAAUCCCAUUGCUGCUGUCUGUCGAGUCGGGCAAUCAGUCGAUGUGCAGAGAGCUGCUGGCUGCACAAACGGCGGACCAACUAAAGGCAACGACGGCCAAUGGAGACACGGCCUUGCAUUUGGCCGCCAGACGGCGAGAUGUGGACAUGGUGCGCAUACUCGUCGACUACGGCACCAAUGUGGACACCCAGAACGGCGAAGGGCAGACGCCGUUGCACAUUGCUGCCGCCGAGGGCGAUGAGGCGCUGCUUAAGUAUUUUUAUGGUGUGCGCGCCUCGGCCUCCAUAGCGGACAAUCAAGAUCGCACUCCCAUGCAUUUGGCUGCGGAGAAUGGACAUGCCCAUGUUAUUGAGAUACUGGCGGACAAAUUCAAGGCGAGCAUCUUCGAGCGCACCAAGGAUGGCAGCACACUGAUGCACAUUGCAUCACUCAAUGGCCAUGCUGAGUGCGCCACGAUGCUCUUCAAGAAGGGCGUUUAUCUCCAUAUGCCCAACAAGGAUGGCGCUCGCAGCAUACACACUGCCGCCGCAUACGGUCACACUGGCAUCAUAAACACGCUGCUGCAAAAGGGCGAGAAAGUGGAUGUGACUACAAACGACAACUUUACGGCUCUGCAUAUUGCUGUGGAGUCAGCGAAGCCAGCUGUGGUCGAAACGCUGCUUGGAUUUGGCGCCGAUGUUCAUGUGCGCGGUGGCAAGUUACGGGAGACGCCGCUGCACAUUGCUGCCCGUGUCAAGGAUGGCGAUCGUUGCGCCCUCAUGCUGCUUAAGUCGGGUGCAAGUCCGAAUCUUACUACCGAUGACUGCCUCACGCCAGUUCAUGUGGCAGCACGUCACGGCAACCUGGCGACGAUGAUGCAACUGCUCGAGGAUGGCGGCGAUCCGCUGUACAAAUCGAAUACUGGUGAGACGCCGCUGCACAUGGCGUGCAGAUCUUGCCACCCGGAGAUUGUGCGUCAUCUCAUCGAGACGGUGAAGGAGAAGCACGGCCAGGAGAAGGCCACCACGUACAUCAACUCUGUGAACGACGAUGGCGCCACGGCGCUGCAUUAUACUUGCCAAAUUACCAAGGAGGAGGUGAAAAUACCCGAAUCCGAUAAGCAAAUCGUGCGCAUGCUGCUUGAGAAUGGCGCCGAUGUGACGCUGCAGACGAAGAACGCAUUGGAGACGGCGUUUCACUAUUGCGCCGUCGCCGGCAAUAACGAUGUGCUGAUGGAGAUGAUAUCGCACAUGAAUCCCACGGACAUACAGAAGGCAAUGAAUCGUCAAUCAUCGGUGGGCUGGACACCGCUGUUGAUUGCCUGCCAUCGCGGUCACAUGGAGCUGGUCAACAACCUGUUAGCGAAUCAUGCCAGGGUCGAUGUCUUCGAUACCGAGGGCAGAUCCGCAUUGCAUUUGGCUGCGGAACGCGGUUAUUUACAUGUCUGUGAUGCGCUGCUAACGAAUAAAGCGUUCAUCAAUUCCAAGUCCCGUGUGGGACGCACCGCACUUCAUUUGGCGGCCAUGAACGGAUUCACGCAUCUGGUGAAGUUUCUCAUCAAGGAUCACAAUGCAGUGAUCGAUAUCCUGACGCUGCGCAAACAGACGCCGCUGCAUUUGGCGGCGGCCAGCGGGCAGAUGGAAGUAUGCCAGCUGCUGCUGGAGCUGGGCGCCAAUAUUGAUGCGACGGAUGAUUUGGGCCAGAAGCCCAUCCAUGUCGCUGCCCAGAACAACUACUCUGAAGUGGCCAAAUUGUUUCUGCAGCAGCAUCCAUCGCUGGUGAAUGCGACCAGCAAGGAUGGCAACACUUGUGCCCAUAUUGCUGCCAUGCAGGGAUCCGUCAAGGUGAUCGAGGAGCUCAUGAAGUUCGAUCGAUCCGGCGUGAUAUCGGCUAGAAAUAAACUGACCGAUGCCACGCCCCUACAACUGGCAGCCGAGGGCGGACAUGCCGAUGUUGUCAAGGCUCUUGUACGCGCCGGCGCCUCCUGCACCGAGGAGAACAAGGCGGGCUUCACCGCCGUCCAUUUGGCUGCCCAGAAUGGACAUGGUCAGGUGUUGGAUGUGCUCAAGAGCACGAACUCGCUGCGCAUCAACAGCAAGAAACUGGGAUUAACCCCGCUUCACGUUGCCGCUUACUACGGACAGGCGGACACUGUGCGAGAGCUGCUUACGAGCGUGCCGGCAACGGUCAAGUCAGAGACGCCCACGGGGCAGAGUCUGUUCGGUGAGCUGGGCACUGAGUCGGGCAUGACGCCGCUGCAUUUGGCCGCCUUCUCCGGCAACGAGAAUGUGGUGCGCUUGCUCCUCAAUUCGGCGGGUGUGCAAGUCGAUGCAGCUACCGUGGAGAACGGUUACAAUCCGCUCCAUUUGGCUUGCUUCGGUGGACACAUGUCAGUGGUUGGUUUGCUUCUGAGUCGGUCGGCGGAACUCCUGCAAUCCACGGAUCGCAAUGGUCGCACCGGACUGCAUAUCGCAGCGAUGCACGGCCAUUUCCAGAUGGUGGAGAUACUGCUCGGCCAGGGCGCUGAGAUAAAUGCAACCGAUCGCAACGGUUGGACGCCACUGCAUUGUGCUGCCAAAGCCGGCCACUUGGAUGUGGUUAAGCUGCUGUGCGAGGCGGGCGCCUCACCGAAAUCCGAGACGAAUUAUGGCUGUGCGGCCAUUUGGUUUGCCGCCUCCGAGGGUCACAACGAGGUGCUGCGGUAUCUGAUGAACAAGGAACACGAUACGUACGGUUUGAUGGAGGACAAACGUUUCGUUUACAAUCUGAUGGUCGUCUCCAAGAAUCACAAUAACAAGCCGAUACAGGAGUUUGUGCUGGUCUCCCCAGCGCCAGUGGAUACAGCUGCCAAAUUGUCCAACAUUUACAUAACCCUCUCGACAAAGGAGAAGGAACGCGCCAAGGAUUUGGUGGCAGCUGGCAAACAGUGUGAGGCAAUGGCCACAGAGCUCUUGGCUCUGGCAGCUGGCUCCGAUUCGGCGGGAAAGAUUCUGCAGGCGACCGAUAAGCGAAAUGUGGAAUUUCUCGAUGUGCUGAUCGAGAACGAGCAGAAGGAAGUCAUUGCACAUACAGUAGUUCAACGAUACUUGCAAGAACUGUGGCACGGCUCACUGACGUGGGCAUCGUGGAAGAUCAUGUUGCUGCUGGUUGCGUUUAUCGUUUGUCCGCCUGUAUGGAUUGGCUUCACAUUCCCGAUGGGCCACAAGUUCAACAAGGUGCCCAUCAUCAAGUUCAUGUCCUACCUCACCUCGCACAUUUACCUCAUGACCCAUCUGAGCAUCGUCGGCAUUACGCCCAUCUAUCCGGUGCUGCGUCUCAGCCUGGUCCCCUACUGGUACGAAAUAGGUCUGCUCAUUUGGUUGAGCGGUCUACUUUUGUUCGAGUUGACGAAUCCAUCCGACAAAUCGGGUCUGGGAUCUAUCAAGGUGCUCGUCCUCCUGCUGGGCAUGGCCGGUGUCGGCGUUCAUGUCGUCGCCUUUCUAUUCGUCUCCAAGGAAUAUUAUCCCACACUCGUCUAUUGUCGCAAUCAAUGCUUCGCCUUGGCCUUUCUCUUGGCCUGUGUGCAGAUCCUGGACUUUUUGUCGUUCCAUCAUCUGUUUGGUCCCUGGGCCAUCAUCAUUGGUGAUCUGCUGAAGGAUCUGGCACGGUUUCUGGCCGUGCUCGCCAUCUUCGUGUUUGGCUUCUCCAUGCACAUUGUGGCGUUGAAUCAAUCGUUUAACAACCUAACGCCCGAAGAAAUACGCGGCUUUGAGAAGAAGAAUCGAAAUAAAGGCUACUUUAGUGACGAUGAUAUGCCCACCCCACGUCCCCCGCCCGUGGAGAGUUAUAUUGAUAGUCGCUCUAGCGAAUUUCGCCGCAAACAUAAAGAUGAUCUGCGCAUGCAUCCAAUAAACUCGUUCGAGUUACUCUUCUUCGCCGUGUUUGGCCAGACGACGACGGAGCAAACUCAAGUUGACCGAAUCAAAAAUGAAGUCUCUCAGCCUUAUUGGGUUGAGUAUCUGUUCAAAAUUGUGUUUGGCAUUUACAUGUUGGUCUCGGUGGUUGUACUCAUUAACCUGCUAAUUGCUAUGAUGUCAGACACCUAUCAAAGAAUUCAGGCGCAAUCCGACAUCGAAUGGAAAUUUGGCUUAUCCAAGCUUAUACGCAAUAUGCAUCGCACCACAACAGCGCCAUCGCCGCUUAAUUUAGUUACCACCUGGUUUAUGUGGAUCGUCGAGAAGGUCAAGGCACGCAUGAAGAAAAAGAAGCGUCCAAGUCUGGUACAGAUGAUGGGAAUACGUCAGGCCAGUCCACGCACCAAAGCCGGCGCCAAAUGGCUAUCGAAGAUCAAGAAAGACUCGGUGGCCCUAUCGCAGGUGCAUCUAUCGCCUUUAGGCUCACAGGCCAGCUUCUCGGCGGCAAAUCAGAAUCGCAUCGAGAAUGUCGCCGAUUGGGAGGCAAUUGCCAAGAAAUAUCGCGCUCUGGUUGGAGACGAGGAGGGUGGCUCUCUUAAGGAUUCGGAUGCGGAGAGUGGCUCGCAGGAGGGCAGCGGUGGAGCACAGGCUCCGGCACAGGUGGGAAGAGCGGCCAUGAAGGGCAAUUUAGAACAACUUUUCGAUAAUUAGAGAUUGUUUUAAGAAUUCGCUUUUUUGCAUAUUCGCUUGUACUUUUUACUAAACGUGUUUCGAUUUGCAGGUCUAAAAGAAAUGCUUCAAGAUCAUCCCUCUCUGCUACCACUUCCUCUACUCUUCUACUCUAUCUCAACUUCUCCCCUCUCAAAACUCUUCCUCCAAAAACAAAAAACAAAAAAAAAAACCAUCUAACUCUCCCAUCUCGACUGUCUUGCCUCUUCUGUACUUAAGCUCUACUACUUCUAAGUAACUGUAACUCUAAGCCGCACUCUUGGGAAUCUAAACUAAGUUUCACUUUAAUCUUAACUAAUUUAGCUAGAAUAUUGAAAUUGUUUUUAAUAAUUAAUUAAGCCUAAGCUUUAUGAUUUACAUUUUAUGACAAAAUAUUUGUAUUUAGUUAAUCAACAAACAAUUUUUGAUAUGAAGUUCGAUCCAAAAACAACAAAAAGACAACAACAACACAACGAGUUUUCCAUAAAUACUUAAUGAAUUAUUUGAAAUAAGAACGUUUUUUAAAGUCCUUGUUGGACACACUGCAAAGUCAUCCAAAAAUUUGCCUAAUCUUUUGACAAGAGCUCGCCUAGCAUUUUAAUAUUUUAUUAUUAAGCGAUUUUUCAUAAUAUAUAAUAUGAUGUUGAUGAUGAUGUUAGCAUUAUUUGUACUCGUACUUGGUAGUUAGUAAGUUUUUAAUAUUAGCUUUCACUUUAACAAAUUUAUUCAAAUAAGCUUUUGGUGUGUAUGAAGAAUUUAUUCAUUUUUUUAAAAUCGAUGUGGAAACAAUUUGUUUAGUUUUAAAAUUCUCAGUGUGAAAAUUUUUGAUUUCCUAAGCUU
Molecule: messenger RNA, 6135 nt
Organism: Drosophila albomicans
Lineage: Eukaryota; Metazoa; Arthropoda; Insecta; Diptera; Drosophilidae
Gene: nompC
Product: serine/threonine-protein phosphatase 6 regulatory ankyrin repeat subunit B
Exons: 17
Coding region: 1-5298 (1765 amino acids)
Biological process (GO): calcium ion transmembrane transport; GPI anchor biosynthetic process
Cellular component (GO): membrane; glycosylphosphatidylinositol-N-acetylglucosaminyltransferase (GPI-GnT) complex
Molecular function (GO): protein binding; calcium channel activity
Source: RefSeq, a predicted model, not a curated record